Molecule: messenger RNA, 3633 nt
Organism: Rana temporaria (common frog)
Lineage: Eukaryota; Metazoa; Chordata; Amphibia; Anura; Ranidae
Gene: CTIF
Product: cap binding complex dependent translation initiation factor
Exons: 13
Coding region: 221-1990 (589 amino acids)
Biological process (GO): regulation of translational initiation
Cellular component (GO): cytosol
Molecular function (GO): RNA binding; translation activator activity; protein binding
Source: RefSeq, a predicted model, not a curated record
GCGGGCCGCUGACGUCACGCCCGUGCAUCCUCUUGUCAGGCUCGUCCAGUGUCAGUGUGCGGCGGGCGGCCCUUCCGGGCAGUGGCAACGCUCUUCUUUUGGGAUAUGCCAGACACAGGGAAGCAAGCCUCCUCUCUGAGCUGCAGGAUGGACUAGGACGGCUCCCCUUGCUGCUGUCUUCUCUGCACAUUCACUGCCUGGGAUAAAGAGUGAACAAGCGAUGGAAAACUCGUCUGUAGCAUCGGCCUCCUCAGAAGCUGGAAGCAGCCGUUCCCAGGAGAUUGAAGAGCUGGAGAGGUUCAUCGAUAGCUACGUUCUGGAGUACCAAGUGCAGGGCCUGCUGACCGACAAGAUCGAGGGAGAGGGAGAGAACGAGAAUACAGAGUCUAGUAUAUCCCAGUGGACGGUGGAGUGUAACGAACAGCUGGAGGUAAACCGAACUUCACCAAAAGGGAGAAGACCUUCCUAUAAUCACAAUCAGAACGGAAACAAAGAUGACUCGCCGAACAUGCUUGGCACAGAGAUUUGGGCAGCGAGCACAUUUGAUUCAAUAAGUGGAGCGACGUGGGAUUUGCAGCCAGAAAAACUUGACUUCACUCAGUUUCACAGAAAACUCCGCAACCCCCCGAAGCACCCCCUGCCUCAAAUAGACCGCGAAGGGUUUAGUAAAGGGAAAUGUGAAGACGAUGAUGGUAUUAAUCUGAAUGACAUAGAGAAAGUGCUGCCCACCUGGCAGGGAUAUCACUCACUGCCGAACGAAGCCGAGAUCGCGCAAACCAAAAAGUUAUUCCGGAGGAGAAGAAAUGACAGGCGGAGGCAGCAGAAGUCACAAGGAGGGAACAAGCCGGCCCAAAACAACGAGCAGCAACCAGCUACUGCCAAACACAACAGCAGGGAGAACCAGAAGCAGUACCAAGGAAGCCAAGCGCCGCACUCCUCAGGCAAGCAAGGUCACCACGGUUACAGUCAAAACCGCAGAUGGCACCACAACCAGAAGCAUCCGCCAAACGACAAAGACUCUCAGAAACAUGCCAAAGAGACGGACAGCCUGAAGAUAGAGGACACCACAGUUUGCACAGUACACAUCCCACUAGAGGUACAGCGCAGCCCAGAAACCAUACAGGAACAGCCGCAGCAGACCAGGACGGCAGAGUCCGAGGCCAAAAGGAAAGACAGUAUUCAGAGCAAAGAGCUCGACAGGCCUAAGGUGACUCUGCUCCAGUCCUCAAAAGAUCGGCUACGGAGACGGCUAAGAGAGAAGCAGGAGGAGUACGCGGUCGAGUCAACCAAUCCUCAGAGGACCAAAAUGGACAAACUGAUAGAAAUAUUAAACAGUAUGAGGAAUAACAGCAGUGAUGUGGACCUCAAGCUCACCACGUUCAUGGAAGAAGCCCAGGACUCGGCCAACUCAGAGCAGAUGCUGGGGGAGAUUGUAAAGACUAUUUAUCAAAAAGCUGUGACAGACAGAAGCUUUGCACACACCGCUGCCAAACUCUGCGACAAGAUGGCUCUUUUCAUGGUGGAAGGGACCAAAUUCCGGAGUAUUCUCCUCAAUAUGCUUCAGAAGGAUUUCUCUGUUCGAGAAGAGCUGCACAAGUCUGAUGUGGAGAGCUGGCUGGGUUUCAUCACCUUCCUGUGUGAGGUGUUUGGCACCAUGAGAAGCAGCGCGGGGGAGCCCUUCCGAGUCCUUGUGUGCCCCAUCUAUACCUGCCUUAGAGAGCUGUUACAGUCUUAUGAUGUGAAGGAAGAUGCAGUCCUGUGCUGUUCUAUGGAGCUGCACAGCACCGGGCGCCUGCUGGAGGAACAGCUGCCCGAAAUGAUGUCCGACCUCCUGGCCAUCGCGCGGGACAAGAUGCUGUGCCCUCCCGAGUCCAUGCUGACACGGUCCCUGUUGCUGGAGGUCAUCGAGCUGCACGCCAACAAUUGGAACCCGCUGAUGCCAAGCAUCACUCAGUACUACAACAAGACCAUACAGAAACUCACAGGCUGAACGGUGACCCCCGGAGAGAGGGGGAGGAACUGCCCACAGGAAACAUAACUAGGGUAGAGGGGUUAAGUUUGCCACCCUUUGCGUACGCCAUGUAUUUAUAAUGACUGGACACGCCAUCGGUGAAGAAGAAGCGACACGUGUUCCUAAACAGCAUGCUUGAAAACUUAUUGACAAGGGAGGGGGAGGCGGGGGGGUGACAGCCUACUUUUCAGUCCAGUCUUUUACUACAAAACAACCCCUCCCCCUCCUCCUCCUCCUCUAUGUCAUUGCAUAUUGUAUAAGCCUUGGCACACGCACCAGAACACGGUCACUGUAGGUGCCAUGAAUAUGUAUGUUAAAUGGCAAAUGCCUGCUAAUGUUUACACACAAAGAGAGGGCUUGCACUGGGCAGUUGGCGGGAAGGCUUUUUUAUUAUUAUUAUUUGUUAUUUUUAGGGAGAUUUCUCAGGUGGAGAGAGGCAUACACACGUAUUGACCGAUUACCACCAUCGUAACUGGGAAGUUGGCGCAUUCACAGCCUUGAAUCGCGGCUUUUGAUGCCAUGUUAGGAUUGGCAUUGGGCGACCCUGGCCCUGCAGGUGAUGGAGUCCCAUUGGUGCUGGGCACAGACCGGCAGCCACAGUUGGGGAAGAGGGUACAGGUGCCCCCAGCCUUAAAUUAGGACAUUGCACGGGUUGAGUUUAUUUGCACUCUUUAUAGUUCCGCCAUUUUGCUUUUAAUAGCUUCCAAGGGAGCCACCAACAACGGAGUGGUUUGUUUCUGUAUAUUAGAGGAAGAAUUCCCGGCAGAACUCGUAUCUAGUUCCUAUUUAUAUAUAGUCUCCAAAAACUACUACAGUUACUGUGAUCUCUAGUCCUUUACAGUAUUUGACAUGUCUUCAGUCUUCUCGCCCGCGCUGGCUGGUAAAAUGUGAGAUGAUCUGGAGUGCAGUCUCUACGCGUUUUUAUACAGUGACAGGAAGUGAUAACUUCAGAAGUAAAAAAAAAAAUAUUUUUACAGAUGAAUUUUUUUUUUUCUUGGCGUUUUGGUUAGCGGGAUGGAUAUUGGCGCUAAAAUCUGCCCAGUUUGUUCAGGUUUUUUUUUUCCUGGCCUGGAGGCAUCCCUGGCAAACCGCAAUGCAAUAUGUAGUCUCUGUUCUUGUAUGCAAAAAAGGUUUAAACAGCAGACUCUGUUGCUUUUGCAUAUAACUAGAAAAAUAUGAUAAAAGAUUGUUACAAGUCACUUUUCAGUGACUUCGGAUCUCACGUGGGUCCUUUGAAGCCUCUAGUGCAGUAAAUGCAUUUCUUGUGUUUUUUUUAAAGCUGGUCUGUAGGCCUUUAAAAAAAAAAUAACAAAUUCAGCUCUGUAUUAUUUAGUGGGUUUUUUAAUGGAAGCAGUGCAAGUACUUGAACAUGACUUGGUGUCGGCCUCUUGCAGUCCAUUGUGCAGCAGAGCUCAGGCUGGGGGAGGGAGAAGCAGCACAAGGAGUCAAUUGGGUGUACUGCAAUGCAAGGAGCAUUCUCAUAGAAGAAGAGAGCAGAGCGACAGGUGAGGUUCAUCAGUGUGCUACUUCUCUUUAUUGUCUAGUCAUAGACUGGGUGGGGGGGCUGUAACUGUAAAGCCUCGUGCACACGAUCGGAUUUCCAUUGGACAAAUCCGUGGAAU